AUGUCGUCGGAAAUGUACAGCAUUGACUUUGAUGUAGCAAUCGUUGGGGGUGGAAUUGCGGGGCUGACAUUAGCGAUUGCUCUCAAUUCUCGGUCGAUUCCAGUCACUCUCUAUGAGCAAGCGGCCUCAUUUGGAGAGAUUGGGGCGGGUGUCUCCUUCAGCCCCAAUGCUGUCCAGGCUAUGAAAGUUUGCCACCAGGGUAUUUACGAAGCAUUUGAAACAGUGUGUACUAGAAAUCUAUGGCCGUCUAAAGAGAAAGUUUGGUUCGAUUAUGUGGAUGCAUACAGCGAUGUAAUGUCCAACGGUGUUCUUGAAACAGCGUUCACCAUUUCGAAUAGUCUCGGGCAGAACGGCCUCCACCGCGCCCAUUUUCUGGAAGAGGCUGUCAAGCUCAUUCCCAAACAACUUGCGAGGUUUGGUAAACGACUUCAAAACAUCACUGAAGAAGGCAACGGUAGACUCGUGAUGCAUUUCGACGAUGGGACCGCAGCUGAGACUGACGCGAUCAUUGGAUGUGAUGGGAUCAAAUCCCGGGUGCGCCAGGCCAUAGUUGGCCCCGAUCAUCCCUCCGCCCGGCUCGUUUAUACUCACAAACAUGCGUACCGCGGGCUCAUUCCGAUGGAGGAUGCGUGUGCCGCUGUUGGUGAAGAGCGAGCUCAGAAUGCUUGCAUGUAUAUGGGGCAUGACAAACAUAUCCUAACCUUCCCGGUGAACCACGGAAAGACUCUUAAUUUGGUCGCAUUCAGAACGACCUCGGAAGACUGGCCUGACGCCCAGAGAUUAACCAGGUCAGGCCAACUGGACGAGCUUCUGCACGAAUAUCAGGAUUAUGGGCCCACAGUCAUCAAGUUAUUAAAGUUGCUCGACCAGAAACUUAAUGUGUGGGCGAUAUUUGAUCUUGGCUCUCCCGUUCCAAUCUUCUAUAAAGGUCGCAUUUGUAUCUCAGGCGACGCUGCGCACGCUACGUCUCCUCACCACGGCGCCGGGGCGGGGUUCUGCAUUGAAGAUAGUGCUAUGUUGGCGGAGCUGCUCGCAGACGAGCAAGUCAAGUCACGGCAUGAACUGGAAGCCGUCUUUGCUACAUGCGAUGCAGAGAGACGAUCAAGAGCGCAAUGGCUGGUAGAGAGCAGCCGAUGGAUUGGAGACUGCUACGAAUUACGUGCACAAGGGAUCGGAAAUGACUUCACUAAGAUUGAGGCCGAAAUCAAGGAAAGAAAUGCGAUUAUUGCUGAUAUCAACAUAGAGCAGAUGUGCGCGAGGGCUAAGGACGAGUUGCGGAAGAGGCUGUCAAGCCCUUGUGAGAGGUAA
Messenger RNA from Trichoderma aggressivum f. europaeum, 1308 nucleotides. RefSeq lists its product as uncharacterized. Bases 1 to 1308 code for a protein of 435 amino acids. Gene Ontology annotation, molecular function: FAD binding. The transcript is spliced from 4 exons. Gene Ontology annotation, biological process: secondary metabolite biosynthetic process. The record is from RefSeq and is a predicted model, not a curated record. NCBI's taxonomy places the organism in Eukaryota, Fungi, Ascomycota, Sordariomycetes, Hypocreales, Hypocreaceae.